Messenger RNA from Neoarthrinium moseri, 2094 nucleotides. RefSeq lists its product as uncharacterized. The coding region runs from base 1 to 2094 and encodes 697 amino acids. The record is from RefSeq and is a predicted model, not a curated record. Lineage: Eukaryota; Fungi; Ascomycota; Sordariomycetes; Amphisphaeriales; Apiosporaceae. The transcript is spliced from 2 exons.
AUGUCGCCCGAGUCACCAGCUCCCGCUGUCGGGUCGGCAUUAUACUUCGACAUCGGGGGCUUUUCAGAAAGAUCAGUCGCUGAAGGAUCCAAAGCUGGAUGCCCUUUCUUCAACUUCACAAGACGAGGCACGUGGCCGCAUGUGAGAAAGAUUCCCAACUGGAAAGCUGAAUUAGAAGUUGUCUUGACGCAUCCCCUAACGCGACUGUGCCCAAUAUUUGAGGCCUCAGUCGUCAUUAUUGACUACAGGAGACCAUACAAUCCACCUGUCGGCACCAUCUCUGGCUCCGAUAGAGGGCUCGACCACCGUGAUCCUAGAGCGCAUAUGCUCUUUACGUACGCAAUAGGGCUUGCUCAAGGAACCAAUAACCCCCUAUGGCUGAGAGAUUACCGAGUGUGGCCAAGUUCAGCUGCAACAGAUGCCUCGUUCUCCCAGGCCCAUGGCUGGUUGGCAGAAUGCUGCUGUUCUUCCACUCACAAGCGAUGCCAACCUGUUCCCACGAGCUUUACCCCUUCCAGACUGCUCAAAGUCCCUUCUAGCACGAAUGUAUCAGAUGUUGAGGUAGUCGAGACGACGCAUCUAGGUUAUUUACCAUGGUGCAGCUUGAGCUACUGCUGGGGCGGCCCUCAACCAUUGCAGACCACUACACGUAACUUUGUGUCCGGCCGUCGUACCAUCGCUCUUUCCGAGCUUCCUCAAACUAUUGCAGACUCUGUGUUGGUUGCCUUCUUUCUGAAAGUACCAUAUAUAUGGAUCGAUUCCCUCUGCAUUAUUCAAGACGACCGCGAAGAUGUGCGCAAAGAGCUCGGCCAGAUGCCCGAAAUCUAUAAAAAUGCAGUUUUCACGCUUGUCGCGGGAACCGCCCGCUCUUCCUCUGACGGGUUUCUGAACCCCAGAGACAUGUCGCAAACCUGGUCCAAGCCAACGCCACCGAUCGCCUUGCACUGCAGGGGCCCAGAAGCUGAACAUGCCGACCAUAAGGAUGCAGUGCUGCUCCACGACCAGGCCAAAAUGGAUAUGGAGCGGCUGGUCGAGCCGAUUGAUCUCCGUGCCUGGACUUUACAGGAGCGGCUAUUAUCUCCCAGGGUUCUUAUCUACGGUUCCAGAACCCUGUCCUGGAUUUGCCAUUCCAGAUCCUAUCGAGACUCCAUGAUGCCAACACCCGAGGAGCUGGGUAUAGGAGAACUUGGCGCAGGUGCCCGGAUGCUGUGGGACCUUCCAAGACGCAAAGACCCUCGGGACGUUUCGUUCCUUUGGAUCUCCAUCGUCAGGCAGUACUACCAGCGCCAGAUCACGCAACCAAAUGAUAGACUAAUAGCUCUGGCGGGUAUCGCACAGGAGUUCUCCCGACUGACCGGCUGGGACUAUGCCGCCGGUCUGUGGAGGCAGGGAAUACGGCACAUGGCGGCCUGGUAUCUUGUAGGCGAGAAGAUCCACCGAAAUGGCACUUCCUACACUAUUUAUCCGAAGACCGCCAUUGGCGACCGAAACAGGCGCGCGCGUGAGCGAGCACCGACUUGGUCCUGGGCCAGUGUGGACAGUUCGGCUUCCCUGUUUACUGGGCCAGACUGGCCCAAUAUAAUGGACACCGUCGUGAAACCCAUAGAUGCCGCUCUGGCCUUUGGAAAUGCUGAGAGGGGCAUAAUGACAGUGCGUUGCAAAGCAGCUCGUGCAAGACUAGUGAGGACAGCAGACGGGAUUCCGUACCUUUCCGGCUUCGAGGAUGACCAGCCAAGUGCCUUCACGAUGCUUCAAAAAUGGUCGUCCAGUUGGUUCACAAAGGCAUCUCUACCAGCGACAGUAGUGUACCUCGAUGCCCCAGAUGACGACCUCCAGGGUUGGGAUACCUGCGAAGUCCCGACGGGGGCAGAUUCCAGUGUGGGCACAUCACAACCCUUCUGGGACGUCUGGAUGCUUUUGUUGGCCCCGGAACUGGAUAGUGUCCCAUCGCGUUGGCAUAUGGAUCUUCUCGUCACACCUGAUGAGACCGUACCUGGGCACUUUCGACGUAUUGGGGUUUAUGAUGUUAAGAUGACACUAGGUUUCCGAGCCUUAUUUAUGUCGGUUGAAGAAGAAAUUAUCAUGAUUAAGUAA